GCGUAGCGCUGGGAGGCCGCAGCCGGGAGAGACGAUGGCCAAAUGGCUGAACAAGUACUUCAGCCUGGGCAAUAACACGAGCAAGAGUACUCCGCAGCCUCUGCGGCCCGACUACCGAGAGAAACGCAACGGUGCCGGCAGCGCGCCCCGCCCUGAUAGGCCGCCGCACCUCUACCUUCACCACCACACCUCGCCUGGCUUUCCGCACCGCCGCAUGUGCGACGACACCAGUGAGCUGCUCCGCGCCUACCGAGCCCAGAAAGACCGCGAUUUCGAGGACCCCUACACCGGGCCCGGCUCUUCCCUGCUCAAGUUGCGUGCCAUGUGCCGCCCAGACUGUUCUGCGUCUGAGGAUGUGGGCGAGGUGAGCCCCAAGGUUUUCUCCUCCUCGUCGUGCUGCGCCGCGCCCCCCGCCCCCCGUUCAGCCGGCUCCCUGCACCUGUUUCGCAGUUACAGCGAGCGCAGCCCGUCGACUCCACCUGACAUGAAGUACAUCUCUCCCAAGCACCGGCUUAUCAAGGUUGAGAGUGGUAAGGAUGGCAUAGGCGAGAAGCUGAACAAGGGGUCCAAGAAGCUGGCAACGUCUGUCCCCUCUGACAUGAAAGAUAAAGUAUUGAUAGCUGAUGACUACUCGGAUCCAUUUGAUGCCAAAAGUGAGUUGAACAGAAUGGGAAAAGGGGAAAACACUGGCUAUAUGGAACCAUAUGAAGCUCAGAGAAUAAUGACUGAGUUUCAGAAGCAGGAAGACGUGAAGACCCAUCAGAAAAACAUGCAGCUUUAUGACACACCUUAUGAACCAGAAGGCAGUGGUGUGCACUUCAAUUCUGCAAGUGUGAUGAGUCACCAUUUACAAGAAAGCAAGUUGCCACAGGAUGAUGACAGGCCUGCAGAUGAGUAUGAUCAACCCUGGGAGUGGAACAAAAUCACUAUCCCAGCUCUGGCAGCACAAUUUAAUGGAAGUGAGAAACGGCAAGCAUCUCCUUCUCCCUCAAAUGACCAGCGCAGGCAGUUAAGAGCACCUGGAGGAGGAUUUAAACCCGUCAAAUAUGGCAGUCCAGAGUUUUGUGAGAUCGUGGGAGAGAGAAUAGAUCCAACUAUUCAACUGGAAAAGCAGAUAUGGUACCAUGGAGCAAUUAGUCGAACAGAUGCAGAAAACCUAUUACGCCUAUGUAAAGAGUGUAGCUACCUUGUGCGAAACAGUCAAACAAGCAAGCAUGAUUAUUCUCUUUCAUUGAAGAGCAGCCAAGGUUUUAUGCACAUGAAACUGAUGAAAACCAAAGAGAAAUACAUUCUGGGUCAGAAUAGCCCUCCUUUCAGCAGUGUUCCUGAAGUCAUCCACUACUACACAACAAAAAAGCUGCCUAUCAAAGGUGCAGAGCACUUGUCACUGCUCUACCCUGUGGCUGUGCGGACCCUCUAAUAACCUAGUCUCACCCUUUCCUGUGGAUGGCAGGUGAGAGAUAAGCUGGGUUGCAUAAAAUUAAUUGCCAGAAUUCUGUGCUGGAGUCUGUGAUGGAGACUGGCAGACUUUAGUCUUGGAAACAUGGCAGCUCUGUGGGGAUGUGUAUUGGAUUGUGUGUGUACUACUGUUAUGCUGCAGCAUGCCUCUAGAACUGCGCUCUACAAAAGGGUAAGGAAUCUAAGUUUUGUGCAAAUAGAACAAAUAACCUUUCCAAACCUUCUCUGUGAAUGAAAGUACUUCCCAGUGAAAGUUCUUCCUUCAUGUUUUGAGAAGCAGCAGUGUGUUCUCAGCUGUAAACUUCUCCAUGUGAAAGAGCAACCUGACUCUGAGGUACUUUAGGGUGUUCUUGGUGGGCCUGAGAAAUAGCUGCUUAGUAGGCCAGUCCCUGUGACUCUGCUCACUGAGGCUGGUGAGGUUUGCUUUUUCUGAUGGAGUUUCUUGGGGUAGUAGAACGUUGAACUCCUAUUAGGUGCAAAAUAUUCAAAUAAUUUUGUGGGAGCAAAACAUAGCAAAUUAUUUAUGAAUAAUGAAUGUAAUUAAAUGUAGUUUGUAAUAUAUUUUUUAUCUCUUUUGGUAUAAUAAUCUCGUAAGGGUUACUGUCUUCAUUUGCAAGUUUCUUUCAUAGAUGCAGGUAACUAAUUGUGUCUGGACCACUUAAACUGUAAUGUUUUAAGUAGUUGAGAAUGGGUCAUUUUAAUAUGAGCUUAGUAUACAUGCAUGACAGUGGUCAAAGCCUUAUUUAAAGCUUUACUAGCAAAACCUUCACAUGCUCAUUCAUCAGUUUUCCUACUGAGGUAGCAGACUAAGAAGUGUGUGUACACUGCUUUUCCUUAACAUGGCUUUUGCAGCUCUAUAAAUGAGAACUAUGGUGUGUAGCAGAGCAGGAUUUGGUUUUCUGGUGUACCAAGGCAUCCUUAAAGCGUGGUCCCUUGAUACAUACCUUCUGGCCUGUGUACAUUUUCAUCACGAGCAGUAGCCUCCUGCUGUAUUACAGAUGCUGUCAUCCAGAAGAACUGCAGAAGAUGCUCUGUACCUUAAUCCUGCCCCUUGUUAUGCUUUACAUGCUUUGUUUGCUUGUUGAAUGGGAUAAGUGAAAAAAUAUAAUUGUACAGAAACUGGAAGUGGGGAAUCAAUAGCCUGAUAGCCCUCACUAUGUGCCAUCUUCCACCAAUGUCUAGAAUGUUGUGUAUUAACCCCUCAGCUCUUGUAGCAGCAAACUUGUUAUAUGCAGUUCGUGUAUUUUACAGACUGCAAGAGGACUGUGAAAUUGUGUGCUGUUUAAUUCAUCUUACCUAACUACAGUUCUCUUCUAUGUAUGCUCAGAAACAAGUGCGAAUCUGAAAAUAGUAAUGGAAUAACCACUUUCUGCCUGUAAACGUAGUGCUUCAUUAUGUUGUCUUAUCUGGUAAGAACCUCAAGAGUGUCCCUCAUAAUGUCUUUGGUGAUGAAUGUUCUGCUUCCUUUUAAGCUUCCUUUGUUCUUUAUAUGUUGUCCAGCACAGUUUGAACAGGAGUGGAUCACACAUAUAUGAGGAGCCCAGUGUCAUUCUGUCGUGCAACAGCAGUGGGUCAGACUGUUCUUGUCUCACCCAGAAUUUGAAGCUGCAUUGGAACAGGUUCUUAGUGGCAUUCUGAGAGAAAGGUGACACAAUGGAAUACAAAGACACCUCAUGCACCUUUUUCAUGCGCCUACUUAUGUGGUCUUUUUAUUUUCCUAAAGACUCUUCAUCAGAACUCCUUUUAUCACUCAGCUGGCAAGAACAUACAGGCACUUUUAAAUCAGCAUAUUCUCCUCUCACCAGAAUACGAGUUCUCUUGUUUUGAGACAGCCCACUUGCAUAAGCCCCACACACAAACAGUAGGGAAGAAAAGUAACACACACAAAAAAAGGGUAACAAAACCAACUUUGGCUGAGACAAGGUACCUUAGGCUGUUUUGCCUUCUGCAAAAGCAGAAGCAGCAGCAGAAGCCAGAGAUACAAUGAUUCCACCAUCCCCAAACCUGCAGCCAGGCCAGCAGAAAAGACCAACACCUCAAACUUGGAAACAGGAAGUGGCAACCAAAAACAGGAAGCCGCUCCUGUUACAAUUUGAACUUCAAGCCCUGUGAUAGGUUGCUCCAGCCAGCACUGUCAUUUGAAAGCUGGCAGGAUGUCAGCAUGGUAUUGAAUGCUCAUCCACAGAUUCAAUUGGCUAAACCUGUAACAGAGUUCACGAUGGUGGCAGAGCUCUCAGAGAGAUUGUAUUGGCUACUGUCUGAGUCUGGUUUUUUUGGGGGGAUACCUGACACCUCUGCCAUGCCCUUUGGGGCAGAAAUAUGUCAUAGUUCUUUUGCAUGUUGAAGUGCAUUUUUGAGACUGUCAUUGCUGCUUGUCCUAUGGCCUGCUUUUCUGUAAUGAAAAUGUAAGCCUCUUUAUCACUUUUUGAAGACUGGGGGUUGGGAUCCCUAGUUUCACGCUGAUCAAGUCAAUAUGCAUGAUAUGAAUGUGUAUACAAUUUAUUACAGCUUCAAGCAUCAGGCUCAGCAAGAGAAAAUGAUCUCAGAAAAUGUCAUUGUCUGUUUUGAAGGGGGGUUGAUUAUUUUUUUUUAAUGCUUUUAGAAACUACUCAGUAAUUGCAGAAUAAAUAAAACCAGGAUUUUUUGAACCAUAAUGCUGUCUUUGUUUUUUUAAGUGAUUGCAUGAUAUUUUGCAGUGAACGAAUAUUGUUCUUGGAAGUUUUGAUGUUCAGUGACAAAACAAUGUGUUGCAGUGUGUGGAAGAUUUCAUAGCACUCAAU
This is a messenger RNA of Dryobates pubescens (Downy woodpecker), 4238 nucleotides long. RefSeq names its product SH2 domain containing adaptor protein B (gene SHB). The transcript is spliced from 6 exons. The record is from RefSeq and is a predicted model, not a curated record. Lineage: Eukaryota; Metazoa; Chordata; Aves; Piciformes; Picidae. The coding region runs from base 35 to 1420 and encodes 461 amino acids. Gene Ontology annotation, molecular function: phosphotyrosine residue binding.